Messenger RNA from Vidua chalybeata, 6375 nucleotides. It is a transcript of the gene AAK1, whose product is annotated as AP2 associated kinase 1. Gene Ontology annotation, biological process: protein phosphorylation. The transcript is spliced from 22 exons. The record is from RefSeq and is a predicted model, not a curated record. Gene Ontology annotation, molecular function: protein kinase activity; ATP binding. Bases 228 to 4019 code for a protein of 1263 amino acids. NCBI's taxonomy places the organism in Eukaryota, Metazoa, Chordata, Aves, Passeriformes, Viduidae.
CGGGCCCUGCCGGCAGCCGGCCCCCGCCGUGACCCGGUGGGGCUGCGCACGCCGGCCCCGCGGGGCGCAUGGAGGCACCAGCCGCCCUCUGCGAGGUGUGACAGCGCGGCUCGGCCCCGCCAGGCGGGCGGCCCCGGGCCCCCCUCAGUGGCCGCGGCAGGAGCCAGGAGGGCUCGGGACUGACACCGGCAUCGCCCCCGUCGCCGGCAGCUGCCGCCUCCUGAGACAUGAAGAAGUUCUUCGACUCGCGCCGGGAGCAGGGCGGCUCCGGGCCCGGGUCGGGCACCAGCGGCGGCGGCGGCGGCAGCAGCGGCCCGGGCAGCGGCUACAUCGGCCGGGUCUUCAGCAUCGGCCGGCACCAGGUCACCGUGGACGAGGUGCUGGCGGAAGGUGGCUUUGCAAUCGUGUUCCUGGUGAGGACAAGCAAUGGGGUGAAGUGUGCCCUGAAGAGGAUGUAUGUCAAUAACGAGUACGACCUGCAGGUCUGCAAGAGAGAGAUCCAGAUCAUGCGGGAUCUGUCUGGCCACAAGAACAUUGUGGGCUACAUCGACUCCAGCAUCAACUCAGUCAGCAGUGGGGAUGUGUGGGAGGUGCUGAUCCUCAUGGACUUCUGCCGGGGGGGGCAGGUGGUGAACCUGAUGAACCAGCGCCUGCAGACCGGCUUCACCGAGAGCGAGGUCCUGCAGAUCUUCUGCGACACCUGCGAGGCCGUGGCCCGGCUGCACCAGUGCAAGACUCCCAUCAUCCACAGGGACCUGAAGGUUGAAAACAUCCUGCUGCAUGACCGUGGCCACUACGUCCUGUGUGACUUUGGGAGUGCUACUAACAAAUUCCAGAACCCUCAGACAGAGGGGGUGAACGCGGUCGAGGAGGAGAUCAAGAAGUACACAACGUUGUCCUACAGAGCACCAGAGAUGGUGAACCUGUACAGUGGCAAACUCAUCACUACAAAAGCAGACAUCUGGGCCCUGGGCUGUUUGCUGUACAAGCUGUGCUACUUCACCUUGCCCUUUGGGGAGAGCCAGGUGGCCAUUUGUGAUGGCAACUUCACCAUCCCGGACAACUCGCGGCACUCCCAGGACAUGCACUGCCUCAUCCGGUACAUGCUCGAGCCAGACCCUGAUAAGAGGCCUGACAUUUAUCAGGUCUCCUACUUUGCAUUCAAACUGGCCAAGAAGGACUGCCCGGUGCAGAAUGUCCAGAACUCUCCAAUCCCUGCUAAACUCCCAGACCCAGUUAAAGCAAGUGAAGCUGCUGCAAAGAAGAGUCAACCAAAGGCCAGGCUCACAGACCCCAUCCCUACGACAGAAACGUCCAUAGCACCCCGCCAGCGACCUAAAGCAGGACAGACCCAGCCCAACCCUGGAAUUCUGCCCAUCCAGCCAGCCCUGACACCCAGGAAGAGAGCCACAGCCCAGGCAGCCAUUCAGCCACAGGCUGCAGGCCCAGCUGCCCUGGGCAGUGCCCAGCCCUCGCUCCCUGCCAGCACCCCCCAGCCAAAAGCAGCCCCCCAGCAGCCUCCAGCCCAGCCCCAGGCCAAGGCAGCAGCAGCGCCCCAGGCACAGCCCCAGGUCCCCUCAACACAGCCCCAGGCCACCCCUCAGCAUCAGCAGCAGCUUUUCCUGAAGCAGCAGCUCCUGCAGCAGCAGCAGCAGCAGCAGCAACAACAGCAGCAGGCUGCCUACUUCCAGCAGCAGCAGCAGCAGCAGAUGAUGCAGGCACAGCAGUUCCCAGUGGUGCAGCAAGGAGCACCCGCGCAGCAUCAGCAGCUGAUGCAGAACUACUACCAGCAGCAGCAGCAGCAGCAGCUGCUGGCCCAGCAGGCAGCUAUGCAGCAGAAGACCACAGCAGCAGCAGCAGCAGCCCAGCAGAAGCAGCAGCCCCAGGCCCAGCCGGGCACAGCACUGCCGGCACAGCCACAGGAGCAGGGGGCCCAGGUGCAGGCUCAGAGGCAGCAGCAGCAGCAACAGGCUCAGGGGCAGAAGCUGGGCUCCCUCACGCCGCCGUCCUCGCCCAAGGCGCAGCGCGCGGGGCACCGCCGCAUCCUCAGCGACGUCACCCACAGCGCCGUGUUCGGCGUGCCCGCCAGCAAAUCCACCCAGCUGCUGCAGGCUGCGGCUGCUGAGGCCAGCCUCAACAAGUCCAAAUCUGCUUCCACCACACCCUCGGGCUCGCCAAGGACCUCGCAGCAGAAUGUCUACAACCCUCCUGACGUGUCCACGUGGAACCCCUUUGACGAUGACAACUUCUCCAAGCUGACAGCUGAGGAGCUGCUGAACAAGGACUUUGCAAAGCUGGGGGAUGGGAAAGCUCCAGAAAAGGCAGGCAGCUCCACGGAGAACCUGAUCCCAGGUUUCCAGCCCGCUGCGCCUGCAGCCCCGGCGGAUGCCUUUGGUGGCUCCUCCUUCCCUGCUGGGCCAGCUGAAAAAACGAAAGACAUUCUGAGUUUGGACUCUAGCCCUCCUCUUCUGACUGUGCCUGAUCCUUUCAUUCCUCUCCCGUUAUCCGACACCCCAGAAAAACUGAUUGAGGGCCUCAAAUCUCCCGAGCCUGCGCUCCUGCUCCCCGAGCUGCUGCCUCUGGCUGACCCCUUCGGCAGCACGGCAGACACUGUCAAUGGCAAAGCUGACGUGGCUGUGGAGAGCCUGAUCCCGGGGCUGGAGGCCCCGCUGCCCCAGCGCCUCGUGUCCCAGAGCGAGUCCGUGGCCUCCAACAGAACAGACUCUCUCACUGGGGAAGACUCACUGCUUGACUGUUCUCUGCUCUCUAACCCUGCUGCUGACCUCCUGGAUGAGUUUGCUCCUGUAGCUUUCACAGCUCAGCCUCACAAAGAAGAUACUAACCUGAUAUCAGGCUUUGAUGCUCCUGAGGGCUCUGAAAAAGUGACAGAAGAUGAGUUUGACCCAAUCCCAGUGUUGAUAUCCAAAAAUUCACAAGGUGUGCAGAGGGCUCCGGGCCGGUUCCCAGCUGUAGCUCUCGAGCUCUGUAAAGGAGAUCCUGGCAGUGACAGACUCGCCUCAUACAAGGGUCAGCCCGAGAUGCUGGAGGGGAAAGUGCAGCACAGCUCAGAGUCAGAGUACUUGGCCAGAGAUGGACCUUCAAGCAACAGCUCCUUCUACAGCAGCGAAGGAGAGGGGACAGACCACGAGGGAGAUAUUCUGGAUUGCAGCGGGUCCAGGCCUUUACUGAUGGAUUCGGAAGAGGAGGAGGAGACGUGCAAGUUGUGCCCAGGGUUCCUGCAGCCUGUGCCCGGGCACGAGGCCUCCAAAGAGGAUCCCCAGACGCAGGCCAGAGCGGGGGAGCCACUGUUCCCGGCCUUCCAGUCACACAGCGGGGAGGUUUUUAACGAACCCGAUGUGUUUGCCACGGCUCCUUUCCGAAGCUCCAGGAAGGUCCCCGAUGAAGUGGAUGUCUUUACCAAAGCUCCUUUUAUCUGUAAGGGCAGCGUGGCUCUGCGGCAUCCAGAGGAAGCAGAUGUGUUUCUGAGAGCCCCUUUCACUAAGAAGAAAAGCAUGGAAGAGUUGACUUGCCACAAGGAGCCGUUCACACCGCCAGUUUUCCUGAGCCAGGGGGGCGACGGCCGCGCUCAGCCGAUGUUCCCGGGCCUGGAUCCAGCAGUGCAUGGGUCCAUGGCCUCGAUGAGAGCUCCGCAUCCUUCUGCUGCCUUUGCUCAGGCAGGCAAUCUCCAUCCCUACUCCAUCAGAGCCGUGGAGGCCCAGGAGAGCAGCCCUGCUAAAGCAGCGCUGCCCGAGCAGGGCGAUGCACUGGGCUCCAUGGCCAACAAGCCCUUCCGUCCGCAGUCCCUGUCCAAGUAUUCCCGGCACUACGGCCCUGAGGAUGGGCCAGGGCUCGAGGCCCAGCCCAUAGCUGCUUACAAAGUGGUGUCUCAGACCAACAGACAGGCCAUAGUGGGGUCUGUCUCGGUUGUCCCGCUGUCUUCCAGGACUACGGAGCUGCCCAGUGCCGAUCCCUUCGCCUCGGCGCCCUUCCCUUCCAAAGCAGCAAAGCAGAAGCCUUGACGUGCCAGGAGCUGGGGGCUGUGCUGCCUGCAGGACCACCUCAUGAGGACCUCAGACCUCUUAGCUGAACUGAAUGACAUAGCAAUAUAUACAUAUAUAUAUAUAAAGUAAUUAUUAUUUUUGGUCAGAACUCUAUUUGCAGUGAUAUAUAGUUGAACCAUUUAAGUUAUGUUUUUCCGAAUGCCUGGCUCUCAGGAUCCUUGUAUCCUUUCCAGUUGCUUCUCACCUUCCUCCUCUCAUUGUCUUCCCUUCAUUUAUUGCUUUUUUUAGAUGCUUUUCUCGACCCAGCAGUAUUCCAUAUUUUCUGGUGGUUCUCCUGGGUGGAGAAAUGCACUACAAGAUGAAUUAAAAGGUUUAUUAAUUACAGAGCGAGUCAAGCAGGACUUGCUAAUGCUCUGGAAAGGACAUGAUUUCACAGGUUAAAGGGUUAUUGUGACUUUUGCUCUCUGAGGGUUAUUGUGACUGUGACAGCAAACUGUGAAUUCAAGGACAGUGAGUGUGAGGGCCCAGACACCAGCCUGUGUCACAGCACACUGAGCCAGGAGCUGCCCUUGAGCGCUGGAGUCUGCUCAGAAGCUGCUGGAAGAGAGGUCAGGCCUUGGUGCUGUGGGAUGGACCUGUGGAACAGGGAGAUGCUUUGCUGGAGUGAGCAGGUACCCUGUGUGAGCCACGUGGGUUUGAGGUGUUACCUCUGCUCACUGCAUUCAUGUUCUCCUUCCUUCUCUUCAAUUUUACUUGAAAAAUUGCUUCUGAAUAAUUCAGUGAAGCUUCUGUCAGUGCCACAUGCAGGUCCCACAGAGCUGAUGCUGGAGGAGCAUCAGCCUGUCCCUUCACAAUGGGAGAAAGGGAAGGUGCACUGUGCCCUGCGGGCUCGACUCCAGCCCUGCUCGGCCCAGGUCAGGCUGAAUUUCCAGCUGGCAUUUUGGCAGCUUUUCUGUCCUUCAGGCACUUUUACGGGAAGAGCAGGCUAACUGUGCCCCAGAGCUCAUGAUCCUGCCAGACACAUCCAGUGCUUAAAACUGUUUUAAAUCUCUUCUGAGGGUGGAGGCAGCACGUUUGUAUCUCUGCAUGUGACUCAUAAGGUAAUGGGACUUCUGGUUAUGGUCAGAAAAGUCAAUUUCAAUGCCUGUUACUCUAAUACCCUUCUCAUUUCCAGCCUGUUUUCCUCCUAAUCCUGUACUACCACUGCUGCAGCCUCAGCGUGAUGAGUUGUUAGUGGAAAUUUAAUUUCCAUAGCAUCUGAAGCUUACUGUUUUAAUGAAUGUGGAAGAACCAUGCUAAUUAUUUGCCACACAAUUAAUGAUCUUAGUGAAGUGAGACUUACACAGACUCAAUGGGUGUGUUUUGAAAUCAGUUUUCUGAAAAGAACCACUGGUUUCACGUGUUUUGUAGUAAAAGGUGUUCACUGCCCUCGUACCACGUCCCUGUGACAAUCCCGGAUUCCUGCUGGGAGAAGAACUGGCUCUUGCUUCUCACCCACUGAAUGCACUAAAGUCUCUGCUCAAAGUGAUCAAUCAGAGUUUUUGCCUGAGUAAAACAAGCAGCUGGCUCUCACUGCCGUGACUGCUGGGGGGGACUGUCCUCCCCAGCUGCUGCAGGACUCUGGGGGCUGUCCCAGUGUCCCCUCUCCUGCCAUCACCCCGACCCCGUGUGAGCACUGGCGACAGGGCGAGAUCUGCUUAAUUGCUGAACUCAAUCACUCCAAAGUGCUAAUCAGUUACUUUAACUCAGCUUCCACCAAAGACUCUUGUGCUGGGGAGUUGAAUUUUUGUGGGUUUUUGUUUCUUUCCUCACAGUGUUAAAUCAAUGCCUUCAAGCACACUGACAGACCCCAAAGCAUUUUUACGGUAGUAUCAUGAUGCUGAAAUCUUGCUCCAGUUCUGAAACACAUUCCUGAAACCUGAACAGCUGCAUGAGCAUUUCUAGAAAUAACCCACAGCCUGUAGUUUCUGCUGUAGGUGGGCAAAUACCCUCACACACACCUGGAAAUACUCCCUGUGAAGUCAGAGGGAAAAUGUUGAUCAGCGUUCCUGAUCCCUUGCCUCCAAAGGGAUGGGGUGGGAGGGCAGGGGGCUCGCUCUGGUGUGGGAUGCAGCAGGUAGAGCACCCCACACACCCUGGAAAAUCUCCUUUGUGUCCAGGAGGAGCCGGAGCUGGGAGUGUCCUUGGUCCCCACAGUGGUGCACAGUGACACACAGUGACUUAUGUCCCCCAGUCCCCUCUGUUCCCCCCAUGCCUGGCAGAUCCUUGGGCACAAGUUUUGCACUCCGGUUGGGAUCGUCUGUCCUGGUAAUCAUGAAGAAAUGUUCCACUUGUAAACUUAUGUACAUUUUAUUAAAACUGUAUCUGAUGACAA